AAACAUUGUUAAAUUCAGAAACAUUUAAGUGUACUAUUAAUCUCCCUAAUAGCCAUAACAAUAAACCCUAACAAGGGUUGUGUGAUGGAGAAGAUGAGCGAUGACAUACUGUUGGACGAUUGGGAAGACGCGUUGCUGGAGCAGUUAAUCCAAACCGAAGAGCAGUUUGUCCUCACUUCCAGUUCCAGCGCACCAAAACCACUUCCUCCGCCACCGCCUCCGCCUCCUUCCGCCGUUGUUUCCUUCUCGCCCCCGCGAGAGCUCUCUCAGAGGCCCACCACAAGUAUCACUGUCGACUCGCCCUCUCCCUCUCCCACUCCCAAUCCAAUCUCCGAUAAUAAAGACCUCGAAAUCGACCGCUUAAAGAGGGAGCUGGAACAUGCGGCGAAGCAGAUUGCAAAUCUGGAAAAGGAGCGUGUCAAGUUAAAGAAAGAAAGAGACAAGAAAGAAGAUCAGCUCAAAUCCAUAUCUUCGAGGAAUGAAGAAAAUGCUUGUACUAAGUGUUCAAAGUCAAAGAGUUCAGACACGGGCCAAAACGACAGGGAUUUUGGAACUCAUGCUCCCAACUCUCAUAAAAUCUCUUCCAAAUUUCAAAAUGGAGUAUCUUCAAAUGAUCCAAUUGUUGAAACUACUUUUAAAGCUAAGGGAGUUGAAAUAGCCACUGUUAGUCAUCAGGAAGCUCAAGGUGCUCUACCUCUACGUGAUGAUCUGUCUGCUUAUCUUGAUCUCUCACAGAAGUUGCUGGCAAUAUGGGGAUCUCCAACUGACAACAAGAUGGGAACUAAUGUGAUAUCAAAGUUGCUUGUGGGUUGUCAAAGAGAUUUUCAUACUCUCUUUGGCUGCAUGAAUAUGAGCCUGCCCUCUGAAAUAACAAGAGAUUUUCUUUCAGAUUUAAGCUCUUCAGGAGUAGCUUUUCAUUACCUCAAGGAUCGUUUUCAUACUCCAGAAGCAGCAAAGUUGUCUAAUUUCUACCUUGCAUUGACAAAGAUAGCUGAUGGGACAGGUGUUUUGGAAACUCUGAUUGAGCCAUUGCUUGAUCUCUCUGGUAUGGAAAAUGUUGUUAUUAUCCAUAGCUCUCUAUGUGUACUGCAUAUGGUUCUGAAGCUCCUACUGGAAUUGGAAAAGAAUGUUGGAAGGAGGAACAAUGUCUUCAUUGAAGGACUUUGCGUUGGGAAGGGCUAUGUGGAUUCUGGUGUAAAAGAUGGAAAUAUCUUCAAUGAAGAAAUAGUAAGCAGACAAGAGUGCCAGAGCCAGCAAAAUUCCUUACAACCUCGUGUAAAUUGGAUUUAUCUUUUUGAGAUAAUGCAUCAAAUUGCCAUGAAGAUCACAGAAGAAAGAGUGAGGGUGGAGGUGGUAUCUAUUAUGAAGUUGCAUUUCCUGCGUAGUAAUGCUUACUUUGAGAGGGAGCGGUUUAGCCAGAAAAUAGUUUUUGAAACUAUUUCAGAAUUGCUAAAGAAGGAUGCUGGGUUAUCUGUGAAGAAACAUGCUCUGAGACUUCUAUAUCUAGUUCUAAAUUGUCCAAAACUGUUGGCUGCUUUCUGCUGUGGUUGCAAAGAGGGGGAUGAUAGCAGUGCUAUGGAUGUCAAUGGUUUGGCUUUACAUUUCCAAAAUUUUAAAAUCAUCCUUCAAGGAUUGUCUGAUUGUGUAGCAACUUGUAGAGGUGGUUUACUGGAGUUGAAAGUGAGCAGAAAUGCGAUUCUUGUACUGGCUUUCCUUGCAUCAUCUGGACAACUGGGUUUUGAAAUUUUUGUUGGUCAUAAGCUCUCUUGUAGAGGGGUAAACUAUCUUAUGUUGAUUUUGCAAUUACUGGUAUCAGAGAUGGAUCUUGAAGCUGGAGCACAUGAGCAGCAGCCAGAAAUUUUUAGGGAGAGGACAUUUCUGAUACGGGAGAUACUGAUAUUACUUAACAGACUAGUAUCUAAUCCUUCCUAUUCUGCCACUGUCUUGCGCGGUUUAAUGACCACUAGGGAUAUGGCUGGUUUGACCAUUGAUGUUGCAAGCAGAUUAUCUCGGAAAGAAAAGAAAACCGAGCAGCAGGACAGCAUGGUGAAGCAUAUAAGAGAAACCGAAAUUGUUGACCUUGCUCGCCUAUUCAAGAAAAGGGUGUUCACAUAUUUAGGCGAUGACUUGUAGUGAAGUGUCCUCUUCCACUGUUCAAAGUAUUUGUACAUAUGCUCGCGUCGCGUGUAUCAUUCUACUCAGGUAGGAGUUGGUGCUGAAAUGGUGGGAAGCUGAUAGGCAGCAAAGACACGCAGGUCUUUUUCUUGACAAGUUUCAGGAGUUGUGCCUGGCUGAGAAAAUUUUGAUUGGCAUGAGAAAUGCUUUUUUUUUUUGUUCAAAACUGUGUAAUUGAAAUAUUUGAGUUAGUGGUCAUUAAGUGAUCGAUGACAGGUUUGAGAAAAUGAUGUCCCAUUUUUAUUUUCUAUUUUUUUUAUAGGCAUGUACCAUUUUUUUUAAUGAGCUGAAAAUGUAAAAUUUAUCCAUGGCCA
Glycine soja is the source of this 2489-nucleotide messenger RNA. RefSeq lists its product as uncharacterized. Lineage: Eukaryota; Viridiplantae; Streptophyta; Magnoliopsida; Fabales; Fabaceae. The transcript has 12 exons. Gene Ontology annotation, biological process: DNA damage response. Bases 85 to 2133 code for a protein of 682 amino acids. The record is from RefSeq and is a predicted model, not a curated record.